CUGUUUUCUGCCAGGCUAAUCAGUGGAGCUCUGCCAGGCAGUGAGGCAGGUGUGCAACUGGGGGCGGGGCUUCAGGUGAACAAAGAGAGAAGGACCAUGACAUUGGGCCUUUAGGAGGACUCUCUGUGCUGGACUACAAGUGAACUUAAGGACCAGGACUGAUGACUGGAAGCUGUGGACGCAAGAAGCCCCAGUUGAUGUUGCCGGUUAUAGCCCAGAGUCAAGGAUGGUCAUCUCUACUCCUGCAGGGUGUGUGGACCUUGCUGUUCAUCAUUGCGGUGCUGCUGCAGACUGGGGAACAUGAGAGGGAUUACAACAUGGUUAAAGAGUGAACACAUGAGCUGGAAGACUUCAUCCUCGGCACAACACACAGAGACAACACCUCGCAACGCUCAUCCGUGGGAGGAGUGGGAAAGACUUGGGAUUGUUUGUUGCCCGCAGGAGGAAUUCAAGGUGACCUGAGACAUCCAGUGGCAAAUGUGAAAGCUAUCGAGAGUUUACAGUUCGGACUCCAUCUUCUUUGCAUGGCUCAACAUGUGUUUAGAUACCUGACCUAACCAAACAACUCCCAUCCUGCUAGAGCUGCUUGUUCACUGUGCUCUUUGAGUGUGAAUGUCUGGCCUCGAGGUGUUUCCAAGGGACCGUAUGGCACAAUCCCACACGAUAUAGGUCCCCUUUGCAUGAACUAACAUGGACACAGUGGUCAUCAGUCUCCUGCUUCUGGGAACCACAGUCACGAUGGUCCAUGCAUGUCCCAAAUACUGUGUCUGCCAGAACCUCUCAGAGUCUCUGGGGACUCUGUGCCCCUCCAAAGGCCUGCUGUUUGUCCCACCGGACAUCGACCGGCGAACUGUGGAGCUACGACUAGGAGGCAACUUCAUCCUCAAGAUCUCCACUCAGGACUUUGCAAACAUGUCUAGCCUCGUAGAUCUCACCUUGUCCCGCAACACCAUCGGCACCAUCCAGCCUUUCUCCUUUAUCGACCUAGAGACCCUGAGAUCGCUGCACCUGGACACGAACAGGUUGACUGAGCUUGGACCUGAUGACCUUCGAGGGCUUGUCAACCUGCAGCACCUGAUCCUCAACAACAAUCAGUUGAAUCGAAUCGACAAAGUGUCCUUUGACGACUCGUUACUGACGUUGGAAGAUCUGGAUUUGUCAUAUAACAACUUGCGCAGUGUGCCUUGGGAGGCCAUCCGCAAGAUGGUCAACAUUCAUCAGAUGAGUUUGGAUCAUAACCUCAUUUACUUCAUUGCUGAGGGGACUUUUACAGAUUUGGAUAAACUGGCCCGUUUGGACCUCACCUCCAACCGUCUCGCGAAGCUCCCUCCGGAUCCCAUUUUUGGACGCUCUCAGAGUAAUGUAGUGGCGAGCACUCCUUAUGCUCCUCCGCUCUCGCUAAGCUUUGGUGGAAACCCAUUGCACUGCAACUGUGAGGUGCUUUGGCUUCGAAGGCUGGAGCGUGAGGAUGAUAUGGAAACUUGUGCUUCUCCUGCUAGCCUAAAGGGCCGCUACUUUUGGUCUGUUCGUGAGGAGGAGUUUGUUUGUGAGCCCCCUCUGAUCACUCAACAUACACACAAGUUACUUGUGCUGGAAGGCCAAACAGCUAGCUUACGUUGCAAAGCAGUUGGUGAUCCAAUGCCCAUGGUGCAUUGGGUUGCACCUGAUGACCGUUUGAUCAGCAACUCCUCCCGAGCGACAGUGUAUGAGAAUGGAACCCUGGACAUCACGAUCACCACACCCAAGGAUUACGGGACCUUCACUUGCAUAGCUGCCAAUGCUGCCGGGGAAUCUACAGCAUCCAUUGAGCUGUCAAUCAUUCAGCUUCCCCAUCUGGGUAAUGGUACAAACCGUACCACGCAGUCCAAAUCAGGGCUUUCAGACAUAACAAGCUCUACCAAGAUCAGUAAAGGGGAACCUAAACCUCUGCCGGAGAAGGUGGUGUCUGUUUCAGAAGUGACUGCCAUCUCUGCGUUGAUUAAGUGGACUGUUAUGAAGCCAACUCCAAAGGUCAAAAUGUUUCAGCUUCAGUACAAUUGUUCUGAGGAUGAGGUCCUCAUUUACAGGAUGAUUCCAACGAAUACCAGAGCAUUCGUCGUCACAAAUCUUGUCCCGGGGAUGCAGUACGACCUGUGUGUCUUGGCCAUCUGGGACGACAAAGCCACAACCCUCACUGCCACCAACAUAGUCGGCUGUGUCCAGUUCAGCACCACCGAGGAAUACCCGCAGUGCCAGUCUCUCCACAGUGGCUUUCUGGGUGGCACCAUGAUCCUGGUCAUUGGCGGCAUCAUCGUUGCCACGCUGCUGGUGUUCAUCAUCAUCCUCAUGGUGCGGUACAAGGUGACCAGUGGCAUCCAGACUAAUAAAUUACCAUCUGUGAGCAACACGUACUCGCAGACUAAUGGGGGAUUGAACAGGUUCAAUGGUGCCCCUCCACAGGUCAAGUCCACUGUGGUGGUCAUGCGUGAGGAAAUGGUAGAGUUCAAGUGCGGAUCCCUCCAGAGCAGCCUCUCUUCAUCCUCAUCCUCCUCUCACUCAUUAGACAGCCAAACAGGAAGGAAGGCUAAUGACCGCUACAGCAUGCAGAGCAGUGAGUGCAGCACGCUGCCCAGCAGCAAGUUCAGGAGGCACGGCGCCAAAGCACGACCAAACCUGGACAACCUUUUAGGGGCCUUCACCGCACUGGAGCUGCGAGGGGUAGUGAGGGACCACCAAGGGGCUUCUGGCCCCUCCUCCACCUCUACUGCUGUGACGACGGUGGCUGUGGCUCCUCUGUCUGAUAAAGAACCCCUACUUGGGAGGGCUGAGUCCACCACCAUGCUGGGACGUCUACUUGGGCUGCCCCAGGAGGGUAAGCCCAAGAGGAGCCACUCGUUUGACAUGGGUCAUGUGGGGGCCUCACAAUCUCGCAGCAGCCACCCUCGCAGGAUUAGCAACAUCUGGACUAAGCGCAGUCUGUCUGUAAAUGGCAUGCUGCUGCAGUAUGACGACAGUGAGGAUGAGAAGCCCACGUUUGAGAGCUCUGAGUGGGUCAUGGAAAGCACAGUUUGAGUGCAGUCGGUCUAAAUGUGAGAUCCAUGACCAAACGAUAAAUCUAUGUCAGGAACACGAGUGCGGAGGCAAGGAUGUUCCUGAUGGAACCUGCCUUUGGGUAUCACAUGAAUUUCCUCCAUGUGAACACUCUCUAAUCAACUAUGUAAGAAAAGACACUCAUCUGUAAAGAUUCCUGGCCAUGAGCUCAAGUAUCUGACAGUCUCUUGAAGUAUUUGAAAUACUGUCCUGAUUCAAAAGAACAUCAAAUCUUGAAUCGUGCUGAUAGAAUGGUUCCCUCUCUGCAGGGCACAUGAGAGUGUCUCUGAAAGGGGAAAGAAAGAAAGAUAGAAGUGGAUUUACUACGUCUUUAUCAAAAAACUGAAUGCCAAGAGGAUUAACCACAACCGUGGUGAAGUAUAUGAGCAUCACCAUGUCUUGAGCCCUCAGUGUUGUUCCACCGGGACUACUGCAACAUAACAGAGAAGGACUGGAGGGGUGAAUAGAAACAAAGUCAUUUUUAUUUUCAUGAGUUUUUCUAUCAUUUUUACUAUUUAUUAUUUGAGGUGACUCAUCAGCAGACAGAGGCACAGCUCUUCAGAGGUUAUAAAUGUUCACACACACACAGCUAUCCCUUCAUAGACAGCCAAUCCUUGUUAGUCUACACCUCUCUGAGUCAAAUUUCAACCAAUCACAGAUCAAAAGUCGGUAUUUUUUCGAAGCACAGCACAGCCCUAUGCCCUAGUUAUCAGCAACACAGAACCACAAGCCAGUCUGGUAUUUCUACCUCAGGGUAUGUAUCAUAUGAGGUUAUUUAUAUUAGAAAGCAAAUGGGAAUUAAACACAACUCGAAUGCACACAGCAGACCCCGAACAGCUCAAGACACGACGGUCUUUGCUUAUUAAUGUUUCAAAAGUGAUUUAAUCUUCAGCCAAUCAAACUCUACUCUUGUCCUGCUCAGGUUGACUUCCUGCUCCGACUAAAUGUCUUUAUGAAUUUGUAUACAUUCCCCAUCGGUUAGCGUUGUCGACAGCGGUCCCUGUGGGCUGAAAGGCGUUUGAUGUAAACAGAAUGUUUGCCUCGGGGUUCGGUUUCAGAGGCCAUCAGCACAUAUUACAGUCACCUGAUGGGAAUAGUCUUUGAAAUCCAACAAGCCCACUUAAUCUUUCGCUUACCCAGAGCAGUUUACGUUAUUCGGCUGUAACUCUCUUUGUGUUACACAAACAAGAGAGUAUUACAAUUACUCAUUAGCCUGGUUAUUUGCUGCACUGAGUUCAAAUUGAAGUUUAUGAGCAUGGUAAAGGCCAUUAAGCUGUUUGGAAGAGAGCAUUAAAAGGAGAGGGGAGAAAAUGGCACUUUUUAAGGCCCAAACACUGAGAAAUAUCUGGAAAUCUAUUUCAUGAGAUAGCACAAUACAAAGGCCUUUGUUGGUUUAUGUAUCAUUUAAAUUUAUUCAUCAAGAGAACCCUUUAUUUUCCAUUCACUUUCAUUCUGAGCUGUACAUUGCAGAAAGAUAUUUUGAACUAGUGGCUCUUCAGAUUACUGCCCCUCAAGUAUCUGAGACAUCUCUUCACACGUUUUGAUGCCUUUCUCGAUAUCUAGGGGCCUCUGCUGCAUUUCACAAUGUGGAGUGGUCAUCAUUUUUUUUAUUAUUGUUUCCUUCCUAGGUGUACCGUUCUGUAUAUUGGCAUUUUUUUUGUACAAUAACUGGGUGAGAAUGUAAACAGGGGAAAAUUGUGCAGUGGUACUUUUAUUUUCAUGUGAAGCAAACAGUGGGAAGGUGCUUUACCGUGGUGUACCAACUUGGUCAUUGUUAGUUGGCUCACUGGAAUGGGAGUUUACAUUUUACAAGUGAAGGAGUGGCAGUUUUAAAGGGUCAGUUCACACAAAACUAGUGUUUUGAUACUUUAGAUUUGUUCUUCCUGUGUUUGUUGUCCUGUGUUUUCUACAGAGUACUUUAAUCAUAUUGUUUUGGCUUCCUAAGGGGUAUACAUUCUUUGAAGGGAAUUUACUGUGAUAGUGGACGUUGUAGGGUUUUUGUGUCAAUGUGUGCCUUAAGCAAAAAGUCUGGUGAUACACUCUUUUAUGUUCCCUGUUAACAAAUCAUUUCCCACAAUCACAACCUAGAUAGAUCUUACACACAAAACACUAUCAUGAUGUAGUUAAUACAUGUGUAAUGAUCCACUUUGAAAAUAGUCCAUUACAGGCCAUUAUGAGUAACAUCAGGGAAGAUUACAGCGCCCAUAUGUUAUGAGAAACUUUAAAAUAAGUAUUUCUUUGGUGAGACAUGGGUAGGAAAGAAAGAAUAAAAGAGAGACAUAUUAAUAGAUAGGAAAUAUCCCUAGUGGUAUAUAGUAUAGUUUGUCAGCAGUUAUUCUUGCUACACUUUCAUAUGCAUUUUCCCUCAAGGGAUCUUUAGAAACCCUCAUAGCUCUGACAAUUGUAAUAUUUGUCACAGUUCAUGUCAGUGAAAAAAUAUAAGUACUGUGGUGGAUGAUUUGACCAAAACAACCCAAUCUUUUAAUGGCAGACAAGGCUUCCACAAAACAUGCCCAGCUGUGCAUAUCUCUAAAGCAAAUAUCUUCCAGUAAAUGUAAAGGAAGUAGAGGGUUGCGCCGCAUUACUGAAUAAAACCAUUUGAAAUCCUGAAAAUGAAGUCAUAAAUUUAAAAGAAUACUUUAAUGAAAGUAUAAGGAUAACAUUGAUUAACAUAAGGACGUUAUAUAAUCAUAAUUCUAACAUAUGGUUAGCCUGCAAGUUACCUUGAAGAGGAAGAUCAGAGAUUAGUGCUGCCUGCACUAAAAUGAGGAACGAGGAUCAUAUUGUAAUGUCAUACUUUGGUAUAAGUUUGAUAAAUACCUGAAUACCCAGUUUUUUUUUAACAUCAGCACCACAUUGUCAUAAGAAUCAGGAUUGUUAAUCGACUGUGCAAGAAGCUGAGACUAUUCUGAAGAAAGGCAGGUUAAUAGGAAGCCCGAGCAUGCUUCUUCAACCACUGUCUAACCUCAGCUGCUGAGUACAACUUCAAGACCCAGUUCCUCAUUUUAGUUCAUUAUCAGCAACUGAGUACUGACCUUAGACAAGUUUUGCAUUUGCAUAGUGUUUCCUUGAAUAAUCCUGCAGCAUUAUUUGGAAAUUUUAGAUGAGUAAAAUGAAGCAACACUGCAGUUAUUCCUAACAGUAAAUUAUGCAGUGACAUAUUUUUUAAUACACGUGCACAUUAAGUGUUUUGCACAUCUUUCAUACUGGAGUGGGAAAUGAAAAUGAGAAGGUGGAUGUUUCAGACCCAGAGUAAAAGAGAGCCAAACGUCUAAAUGGCUAGAGAACACUAGAUAUAAAUAGUAACAUGUUUUUUUUUUGUUUUUUUUGUGAACUGACCCUUUAAUCUGCUUUCUCUACUUGUGACAUCAUGUAACCUCCUUUUCCACUCUGCUAACUAAGAAGACAGUUUAAGUGUGUACUCGACAUAGUCAUGAUUCUCACCUGAGGUUCUAGGACAAAAAAAAGGAAAAAAAAACUGUUUCUGUGUGAAAUCAUUUUGCUACAAAAGAAUAUAAAAUAUUGAUGAAUUCCUAUGAA
Notolabrus celidotus (New Zealand spotty) is the source of this 6609-nucleotide messenger RNA. Its product is annotated as leucine-rich repeat and fibronectin type-III domain-containing protein 2. Gene Ontology annotation, molecular function: protein binding. Gene Ontology annotation, cellular component: postsynaptic density membrane; cell surface. The record is from RefSeq and is a predicted model, not a curated record. NCBI's taxonomy places the organism in Eukaryota, Metazoa, Chordata, Actinopteri, Labriformes, Labridae. The coding region runs from base 691 to 3051 and encodes 786 amino acids. The transcript is spliced from 8 exons.